Molecule: messenger RNA, 2789 nt
Organism: Hippocampus comes (tiger tail seahorse)
Lineage: Eukaryota; Metazoa; Chordata; Actinopteri; Syngnathiformes; Syngnathidae
Gene: bckdha
Product: branched chain keto acid dehydrogenase E1 subunit alpha
Exons: 8
Coding region: 171-1529 (452 amino acids)
Biological process (GO): branched-chain amino acid catabolic process
Cellular component (GO): oxoglutarate dehydrogenase complex
Molecular function (GO): oxidoreductase activity, acting on the aldehyde or oxo group of donors, disulfide as acceptor
Source: RefSeq, a predicted model, not a curated record
UUGUGGUGCUUGUCUCGAUGUUGUGUAUGUAAUUUUUUUCCGGGUACGUGCGAUUGCACAUUGGAAAGUGGUAUUCCUGUGUCGUGAUCGGAUUACUAAAACUAACUUCCAAAGACAUACAUUAGCCGCUGAAAAUUUAGUCAUUCAAACAUAGUGUGAGGACGGUCUUAAUGGCAGCUGUUAGCACCUUUAGCAAUAUGAACAAAAUGUAUAGAGCAUGUUUCCACGCUAGUCGUCAAGCGGCUGCCCUAAAGGCGUCGAGGCUACUUAACAACAGAACUUUCAGAGUCAACUCCACGCACAGACAACAGCCGUUCGACUCAACGCUGGAAAAGCCUCAGUUUCCCGGUGCCUCCGCGGAGUUUGUGGACCAACUGGAGUUCAUCGAGCCCAAUGUAAUCGCAGGCAUCCCAGUGUACCGGGUCAUGGACCGCCAGGGCAACAUCAUCAACCCCUCCCAAGAUCCUCAGCUCUCUAAAGAGACGGUUCUGAACUUCUACCACAAAAUGACGCUGCUGAACACGAUGGACCGCAUUCUCUAUGAAUCCCAGAGACAGGGGAGGAUUUCUUUCUACAUGACCAACUAUGGCGAGGAGGGCACGCACAUUGGCAGUGCCGCCGCUCUCGAGCCAAACGACAUGGUCUUUGGACAAUACCGAGAAGCUGGCGUGCUGAUGUAUCGCGGCUUCUCCCUGGACUCAUUCAUGGCUCAGUGCUACGCCAACGCGGACGACCUGGGCAAAGGCCGCCAGAUGCCUGUGCACUAUGGCUCACGGGAUCUAAACUUUGUCACCAUCUCCUCACCACUGGCCACGCAGAUCCCGCAAGCGGUCGGAGCCGCAUACGCCAUUAAGCGCGAAAACAUCAACCGAGCUGUGAUUUGCUAUUUCGGCGAGGGGGCGGCCAGCGAGGGAGACGCCCACGCCGGCUUCAACUUCUCAGCCACGCUCGAGUGCCCACUCAUCUUCUUUUGCCGCAACAACGGCUACGCCAUCUCCACACCCACCAAUGAGCAGUACCGUGGCGACGGCAUUGCUGCUCGCGGUCCGGGCUAUGGCAUGCUGUCCAUCCGCGUGGACGGAAACGAUGUGUUCGCCGUGUACAACGCCACCAAGGAGGCUCGGCGCAGAGCCGUCGCCGAGAACCAGCCCUUCCUCAUUGAGGCCAUGACAUACAGAAUCGGCCACCACAGCACCAGUGAUGACAGCUCGGCGUACCGCUCAGUGGACGAGGUCAAUUACUGGGACAAGCAGGACCACCCCAUCUCGCGCCUACGCCACUACAUGGCGUCGCGGGGCUGGUGGAGCGAGGACGACGAGCGCGCCUGGCGCAAGCAAUCACGCCAGACCGUCAUGGAGGUGUUCGAACGGGCCGAGAAGCGUCUGAAACCCAACCCGGAGCUGCUCUUCACUGACGUCUACGAGGAAAUGACACCCGCCCUCACCAAGCAGCGCGAGUCGCUCUUCCGCCACGUGCAGCAAUACAAGGAGCACUACCCCCUCGACCUUUACGACAAAGACUCUCACUGAAUGUUUUUUUUCCAUGGGUUCUCAAACAGGGGUCCGCAAAAUAAUUGGUCAUAAAUUGUCAUGUGUUCCCCCUCCCCCUAAAAAAGUGCAAAUUGCUAGCCUAAUAGCAUAAUUGUCCAUGUCAUUUUUAAGUUACUGUCACAAACUGUCCCCCUAUAUUUCCUUUGGACCAAUUCCAAGCUCUGAUAACAUUUUGCUGGAUCAUGACAUAAAUAUGACUUUUUUUUUGGCGUAUUACAAUAAUAUAUUUUUUUUGGUAUAAUAAGUUGCUUAGAACGUAUUGCCAGCCUAUUUUGUAGUGAGAGGGGUUACAGAAUAAAGGCAUUUAUCUCCAAAAACUAAACAGUGUACAGUAAUGUCAAAAAAGUUUCUUUGAAAUAUAAUUGUCUUCUCUCCUCAAACUUUGAAUGUAAUAUAUUAUGACUACAUUGAGAAAAUUCAUCUUUAAUCUGAUUACCGGGACAGCUUUUUAUCCCGAAAAAUAUAUCUGACCGUCUUGUAAAGAAAAAAAAAAGUUCCCCAACAAAUACUCCUGUAUUCUUGGAAAAUAACACCUUUUAUAAACAGUGUAAUUGCUCUUUUAAAGAUUGCAGUUUCUCUUCAUGUAAAAAUUCUUUAUUCUUAUUCUUUUUUCUGUCUUUUUCCUCCAUUAGGCAACUUCUUAAUUCCUAUGGCAUUCAGAGGUAGACAUUAGUUGUCUCAAAGCACGAUUGCCUAAUUCAUUUUUAACUUACUACUGUAAAAAAAAAAAAAAAAAAAAAUCUUGAUCAUCCACAGAAGUUGAAUUGAGGCUACUGAACUCUUUAUUUUUCCCAAGGCGAUAUAUCAAUAUAGGUCAACAUGACUUAGGCAACUAUGUUAUUAGGCUAACAGAGCUCACGGGAGGGAGGGGAGUAAAAAAUUGUUCCCUCUAAGAUGUCCUUAGAGACGAAAAGUUUGAGAACCCCUGCUUUCUAAUGAUGCACAACAAUGUAGUUUUGAUGAAAAGUGUGUGUUUUCAUAGAUGUUCUUCUGCUUGGUGCCUUACGGUUAACACACGUGCUUAUCAUUUUAUCACUAAAUUGGAGUGAACGUCAUGUGAAGACGGAAAUACUUUUUGUGUGUAGAUGCAAAUACUUUUUGUCUCCUCUUCAGCUUUGUUUGUUCUGCUUUUCAGUGGGUUAUGGAAAACUUGUUACACAUUAAUAGAUAGCAGACAGGUGUAGCUCCUUUCAUGCCGUGUUUUGUGGAGGAAUAAAAAGUUUAAUUCUUGGAUCCACA